UUGUCAUCCUUGAACAAGCACAAACACACAGAAAGAGCUGCAAUCACUCGCACACAACACACAUCACACAGUCACAGUUUGUCCGAAUCGGCGUCGCCAAUGUUGCCUUACGCCACCAUCGACGACGCGGAGGCGGCUCUCGGCAGAUCCCUCUCGGCCGCCGAGACCCUCUGGUUCAAUUACUCCGCCACCAAGUCCGAUUACAUCCUCUACUGCCACAACAUCAUCUUCCUCUUCCUCAUCUUCUCUCUCUUCCCCUUCUACUACCUCUUCCUCGAAUACUUCUUCUCCAAUUCCGUCGCCCCCUUCAAAAUCCAGCCCAAGGUCAGGCUCUCUUUCUCCGACACUCUCCGCUGCUACAAAUCGGUAAUGCGUACCUUCUUCCUUAUCGUCGGCCCGCUUCAGCUCGUCUCCUAUCCAUCCGUUCAGCUGAUAGGAAUAAGAACCAGCUUGCCACUGCCUUCAUUUUCAGAAAUUGCCCUGCAAUUGGGGGUCUAUUUCCUUGUGGAGGACUACACAAACUAUUGGGUCCAUAGGUUUCUGCAUUGCAAGUGGGGGUAUGAGAAAAUCCACAAGGUGCAUCAUGAGUACACUGCUCCCAUUGGCUUUGCUGCGCCCUAUGCUCACUGGGCCGAGAUUUUGAUCCUCGGGAUCCCCUCUUUUCUAGGGCCCGCCAUUGCCCCGGGCCAUAUGAUUACAUUCUGGUUAUGGAUUGCUUUCAGGCAGAUUGAGGCUAUUGAGACUCACAGUGGGUAUGACUUCCCGUGGACUCCGACAAAGUAUAUUCCGUUUUACGGGGGCCCAGAUUACCAUGAUUACCAUCACUAUGUUGGUGGACAGAGCCAAAGUAACUUUGCAUCAGUAUUCACCUACUGCGAUUAUAUCUAUGGCACUGACAAGGGAUACCGCUACCAAAAGAAAGUUCUUCAGCAGCUACGCGAGGGGCUUGAAACCAAGAACGAGCAGAGUGGACUUUUGCACGACCAAUUUGCACAAAGCCAUAAAGAGGACUAGUUUAGGGAUGACAAGAACAGUUUCUGGACAAAUUACUUUGGCCCAAAGGCAUAUCUAAGUCUCUGCUUCAUGUCCACCUCUCGUAGUUCUUGUCAUUCAGUGGAGGUUCGACUUUGCUUGGUGCUGUUAGAGUAUGUCAGCCGGUAGGCUUUCGAGCUUUUACCCCUGUGUAGUUUAGGUAGACAUAACCUUAUAUGGUUUGUGGUGUGUACCUUGCUAUCUAUGUCGAUCCAAAAGCUUGUGAUUGUUGAUUUUGGUAUAAGUUGCUUGCUUGUCUUUUUAUACUAUAUUAUGGGAUUUAUCUUGUUUUA
Molecule: messenger RNA, 1325 nt
Organism: Salvia splendens (bonfire salvia)
Lineage: Eukaryota; Viridiplantae; Streptophyta; Magnoliopsida; Lamiales; Lamiaceae
Product: methylsterol monooxygenase 1-1
Exons: 5
Coding region: 100-1014 (304 amino acids)
Biological process (GO): lipid biosynthetic process
Molecular function (GO): oxidoreductase activity; iron ion binding
Source: RefSeq, a predicted model, not a curated record